AUGACUGACAAUAAUGAUCCAUAUUCUCAAUCUACAUUUACAGGUUAUUCAUUAUGGCUAGUACCAACACGUCAAGAAGAAGUAAAUAUCCUCAAAGAUGGAAUGCAACACAUAAGACAACAAGUCCAUGCAGACAUUUCAGCACCAUUUGAACCACAUGUAACCCUGUUAUCAGGAUUGAAUGAAGAAGAUGGAUGGACGGCUGACAAGAUUUGGCAUGCAUUCAAAGGAGCAGGACAGAGAUGGGCAUCCAAUACAAAAGGAGUAUUAUCGCUCAAGCUAGAAGAAGUCACAACGAGGGGUUUAUACUUUCAGUGCAUCUUGAUCGCAUUGGAGAAGACAAGCGAAUUGUUAUCGAUCAAUGCAUAUAUGCGAGAUGCAUUCAACGCACACGAUCAGCCUCCUUAUUUCCCUCAUUGUUCGCUGCUUUAUGGACAUCUGACAAAAGAGCAAAUGCAACAAACCAUCCAAUCUCUCAAACAGGGCGAUCGUCCCCUCUAUCAUGAAACAGGAAAAGGAAUCGCAUUCGGCAUUUCGGAUUCCGGCAAGAACCCAAUCAAGCAAAUCGAGUUAGGCGCAGUGGAAUUGUGGAAUACCAACGGAUCAGUAGCAGAUUGGAAGCGGGUACACAGAAUCAAUUUGUCGGACCUACGAUGA
Messenger RNA from Meira miltonrushii, 657 nucleotides. RefSeq names its product 2, 3 cyclic phosphodiesterase. Bases 1 to 657 code for a protein of 218 amino acids. Gene Ontology annotation, molecular function: 2',3'-cyclic-nucleotide 3'-phosphodiesterase activity. The transcript is spliced from 2 exons. Gene Ontology annotation, biological process: cyclic nucleotide metabolic process. The record is from RefSeq and is a predicted model, not a curated record. Lineage: Eukaryota; Fungi; Basidiomycota; Exobasidiomycetes; Exobasidiales; Brachybasidiaceae.